This is a messenger RNA of Neoarthrinium moseri, 798 nucleotides long. RefSeq lists its product as uncharacterized. Lineage: Eukaryota; Fungi; Ascomycota; Sordariomycetes; Amphisphaeriales; Apiosporaceae. The coding region runs from base 1 to 798 and encodes 265 amino acids. The transcript has 2 exons. The record is from RefSeq and is a predicted model, not a curated record.
AUGAGGAAAGAGACCAUGGAAGCCUGCUGUACCUGCGCGACCCUGCUGUCCCAAGUGCCCCGCUACCGCGGCGAGAAGCCCUUGCCAGACGACCGGCCCCUAGAGUGCUGUCCGAGAGUGAUCUGCGGAAACUGUAUACAUGACAACUCCCGCUUCAGCACCUACUGUCCCUACUGCCAGAUCUCCAGCACUCCCUCGGCGCUGCCCCCGGGGCUCAAGGAGCCACCGUCCUAUCACUCGAUAGCCGAGAGCUCCAAGUUCCCACGGGCGCCGCCGCCGUACUCGGCCUCGGCUCCGAAAUGCGCAGACCCUCUGGACGAGAAGUCGGUGCCUCUGGAUGAGGAGCCGGCCGAGGACGUUCUACAUUUCCUCAACCACAACCACGACACCAUCACCUCCCUGUCUUUACGUUACGGGGUCCCCGCAGCGGUAUUGCGCCGCACAAACAAUAUCACGUCCGACCACUUACUACUCGGCCGCCGGACAGUCAUCAUACCUGGAGAGUAUUAUAAAGGCGGAAUAAGUCUGUCGCCGAGGCCUGUCGAGGGCGAGGACGAAGAGCUACGAAAGGGCAAGAUUAGACGGUUCAUGGUGGCGUGCAAGGUAUCUGAGUAUGACGUUGCCGUGCUGUAUCUGGAGCAAGCAGAUUAUGAUCUGGGAGCAGCCGCCGAGGCCUACAUCGCAGACGAGGAAUGGGAAGCGAGCCACCCCGUUGGGGGCUCGACGCGGGGGAAGGCGGUUGCUAGAGGUGGCGGUUUGGGCAGAAGUCGUGGCUUUCUGCGCAGACGCGGCGGUUGA